UUGUGAUAAACUUAUUAAAUAGACUUGUGAUGUCGGACGCUGGCUUCUUCCGAGGCACUAACUCGGACCAGGACAGUCGAUUUGCCAAUAAGAACUCCAAACUGAAGAACCAGCUCAAGUUUGACAAGAUACUCGAUCAGAAGGUCGAUAUGUCCAAAGUGAACGUGGACGUGUUGAAGCCCUGGAUCACAACCAGGUGUAAGGAGAUCGUGGGAUUCGACGAUGAUGUUCUGGAUGAGUUUGUUUUCAAUCUGUUGGAAUCAGAAAAGGUGGACCCGAAAGAGUGCCAGAUAAACCUGACCGGGUUCUUCGGAGGGAGGAAUGCGGCUGUGUUCAUGGCGGAGUUGUGGGGUCUAAUGAUCUCGGCCCAGCAGAGUGAGAGUGGAAUCCCAAAGCAGUUCAUAGAUGCGAAGAAGGCCCAGAUUGAAAAUAGGGAGAAGGAAAAGGAGGAGACUAGGGCGAGGGAGAGCAAGAGACAGGACGAACAGCGCCACCGUCGUCCCAACAGAGACCGAACAUCGCCAGUCACUUCAACCAGUGCAGACCACAGCACUAAAAGGGAGGAAGUGCCAGAGGCUGUGGCAGAAGAGGCGGAGAAGAUCAGAAGGGCAAUUGAGGGCAACAACAGAGCUUCUUCAGGCACCAGAGGCACUAGCAGGAGUCGCAGCAGAAGUAAAGAGCGGCGUGACAAGCAGAAGUCUCCUCUGUCGAAGUCCAGAUCUCAUUCUAAGAAGAAAGCGAGGCAAGGAAACAGUGUGGAAAAAGAGGAUAUCAAGACUACCACAUCUAGUCGGAAGGGAAGAGAGUACAGGAAGAGAUCUUCCAGUGGGUCUUCGUCCUCAGAAAGUGAGCGAGAAAAGUCCAGAUCGCCGACACCUUCGAAGCGCAAUCGUCGGAACUCGCGAAGUCGAUCUCCUCCAGCUCGCAAGCGAAGAAGUCCGAGUCGCUCUCGUAGUCCUCCGACGCGGCGAAGACGAGAAGAUAGUCGUGACCGCCCGAGCGACAAUCGCCGAGGAGCGUACCGACGUUCGCCAUCACCACGAGAACGCAGAGGCGGCGGCAGUCGUCGAAGUCCCGAAGAGAAUCCCAGGUCAAGGCGAUCGCCGCCGAGACGUGAUGGUCGCCGAGAUGAUGUUUCGCCCCCACCGAGAAGGAAUCAUUCACCACCCGAACGACGUGAGAGGCGGCGGAGUGAAUCAAGGAGUCCGCGUCGAGGUAAAGAAGUAAAAUCUAAAUGGAGCGAUCCGGUCAGACACGAUAGCCGUCGGAGGAGCAGAUCUAAGUCACGAGACGACAGUCGACGCAAACCACCCACGAGAAACGAUUCGCCAGUGCAAUCCACCAGACAACCUCAGUCGACAACUUCUAAAGACAAUCGUGAACGUCAGAAGAAAAAACGAGACAAAGAUUCGGAAUCCGAAACGUCGCCAAUUAAUGAACGAAUGAGGAGAGAGAUAGCGGAAAAGAAACAGCAGAAGCCGAAAGAGAAACCUAGAGAAGGGAGCUCGGACAGCUCUGAAGGAUCUUCGUCGAACGAGGAUGGAAAGAAACGAAAAAAUAAUGUCAAGAAGAAUGAAAAAGUUCCACCGAGAAAUAAACCUAAAAAGCAACGAGACUCUAGUAGUGACAAUAAUUCAGAAACGGAGAAAGAGAAAGAAGCUGUGAUAAAUUCAAGAAAGCGGGACUCUGAGAAACAACUGAGAGGUCGACAGAGUCCAGAGAAACGAGAGGAGAAAAGGAGUAAGAAGAAGUCUGACGAUGAGUCGCGAGCUUUGGAGGCGAAAAAGGCGGAGCUGAUGCGUCAGAUUAGAAAAGAAGAAAUCGGAAGCAGUCAAGAAAGUCUCGCAAUAAUCCAAGCAAAGGAUUCCGCUUCAGACGAAGAACCACCACCGGUUGUUACAGAAGAAGGAGACAAAUUUAAGAGACCUGCUGAACAAGCCAAACCAGAUCCGAGGCCAGAGCAACGUAGAAGACUUCAAGAUUCAACUUCAGAUACUGAACGAGGCCAAACAGAGCUGAAAAGAAGACCAUCCACAAGCGAUCAUAGCAGAAGUAAUCGACAAUCAAAAGAGUCAUCAUCGAGAGAUCGAAACAGCGGAAGAUCGAGAGGCGAAGAUUCAAUUUCUCCAGAUAAGAAGUAUGUGAAAGAUAUGAAAACGAUUAAAAGAACAGUUGAAAGAAGUCCAUCUGAAAGCCGAGAGGAAUUACGAGCAGGGAAAGCAGAAGGUAAUGAAGAUUCAAGCGAUGAUGAGAAGCGAGUCGAAAUUAAAGUCAAGUCAAGGGAGUCACCGAAAAGCUCUCUACCGAAAAAAGUUGACCAUAAAGGUCGACCAAUGGCUGUUGUGGCACCGGUUCAGCAAAAACGAGAGUCUUCCGAAAGUGCUAGUCCGCCUCCGAGACGCGACAACCGGCGACCUGUUGUUGAACCCGAGAGACGAAUUGAAGUUGCAGAGGAGCGAACCCGAGUUGACGAACGUCGACGACGUCGUGAGACUUCUAACGAAGACCGCGUUGAAGGUGUUCCGAGGCGAGCCGAGAGGACCCGGGACGAGGAGCGUCGUCGAGUGCCCGAAGCGGAGUCGAGUUCGAGUCGCCAACGAAGUGAUCGAGGUGAAUAUUCGCGCGAUGAUUCUUCGCGAAGACCGAAUUCGGAACGACAGGAGAGACCUAGAAGUGAGAGAAGUCCAGAUCGAUCUCAAGAGUCUUUAAGAAGAUAUAGACGGGAAAGUUCCAAUCACUCUGCGGAAAAUCGAAGACCAAGAAGGGAUGAAAAUAUUGAUCGUCGAGACGAAAGACGUGAGAGAAGGAGCGAAAGCGCGGAUUCGUCUGUAGAACGCAAUGAAUCGAGGCGUAAGCGUGAACUUGAAAAAGCACGUCACGAAGAACGUGAGAGAAUUCGUAAAAACGAAGCAGAAGAAAGAGAACGUGCUUCAAAUAAGGGUAGACGUCAUGGAAGAGAUGAUUCCGCAUCUCACUCAGAAACAGACGAGCCCCGUGAAUCAAGGGACGGUCGUCGGCGAAGACCCCGGACUCCUGAAAGCGAAGUAAGGUCAUCCAGGGAUCCAAAGAGAAUCAGAGAAGACGUCGAAAGGGUUCCACAGAAAUCGGGUCGUCGUGGUUCAGACAGCGAAGAUGAUCGAAUUGAGAAACGAAACCGCCAAAUUAUUGACAGGAAUUCUCGAGAGCUACCAAGACACGGGUCGUCGACAAUGUCGAAAGAAAGCCGAAAAGUGAAACGAGAAAGUCCAGAAGCGCCAAAAAGAACUGAAAGACGAAAACCUUCCGAGUCUGCUAGCGGUUCAGAGGAUUCAGACGAAAAUGCUGAAAAAAUGCCUCCCAAAAGAAUCGAGAGAAAAAAAUCGCCAAAACGCAAUAAAUCUCCGUCACCUGCUAAAAAACCGAUCAAAGGCGAAGUUAAAUGUAGAAAAGGCUCAAAAUCUCCCAUUCUUGAAAAGAAAAAAGCUAAUAGAAGAUCUCCAAGCGAUGAAUCUUCAUCUGAAAGCGACUCUGAAAGUGAGAAAAAACCGGAAAAGAAACGGGAUGGAAGACCAGCGUCUCCGGUGAAAAAGUCUCGUAAACAGGAAAUAGUUUCAAAAAAACAAGGAAAAGCAAAAGUUCCUCAGAAGAAAUCCGAAUCAGACGACUCUUCAAGUUCGUCAUCAGAACAAGAAAUAGAAUCUUUGCGACAUAAAGCUUUGAAGACAAUCCACAGUUGAUUUUGUGCAAUUCGACCUCUAAAAGAAAAAAAUCGCAACAAAGCUUCAGAAAGAAGAAACAGAUUAUUCUAAUCAAGCUUCAAUUUAUGAACUGUCUAAAUAAUAGCAAUAAUCUGCAUCAUGAACUGCUUUUAAUGAAAUUGGUUUUGAUUUUAUGUUCGCUGAAGCUUCUGUUUGGAAUAGUUUGAUACAUCUGGAGCUUCAAAGUUGCAUUCAAGUGUUGCUGAUUUAUAAUUUAUCUCGCGCUAUUAUAUUGUUGAAUUUAUGUGUUGUGUUAGCA
Symsagittifera roscoffensis is the source of this 3996-nucleotide messenger RNA. Its product is annotated as serine/arginine repetitive matrix protein 1-like. Gene Ontology annotation, molecular function: ATP hydrolysis activity; RNA binding; ATP binding. Gene Ontology annotation, cellular component: spliceosomal complex. The transcript has 9 exons. Lineage: Eukaryota; Metazoa; Xenacoelomorpha; Acoela; Convolutidae. The coding region runs from base 30 to 3716 and encodes 1228 amino acids. The record is from RefSeq and is a predicted model, not a curated record. Gene Ontology annotation, biological process: regulation of mRNA splicing, via spliceosome; mRNA processing.